Messenger RNA from Cercospora beticola, 1173 nucleotides. RefSeq names its product mitochondrial 54S ribosomal protein mL58 (gene MRPL20). The record is from RefSeq and is a predicted model, not a curated record. Gene Ontology annotation, molecular function: structural constituent of ribosome. Gene Ontology annotation, cellular component: mitochondrial large ribosomal subunit. NCBI's taxonomy places the organism in Eukaryota, Fungi, Ascomycota, Dothideomycetes, Mycosphaerellales, Mycosphaerellaceae.
GAAGAAUGCUGUAGCAGCAUCACACGACCAGCACAAUGCCAUCCUCGCUGCUCUCACACUCCCUCCGCCCAUCUCUCAUAUCAUCAGAUGCCGCGCAAUAUGUGUGCAAAACAUGCCGCCGCAACACUGCAUCGUACCGACGGACGAGAAAGAUGCUCCGCGUGAAGCAGGAUCCUUCAUUCGCGCCCUCGACGACAGAGAAGACCGAACACAUCAUCUACAACCCUCCGCCGAGCGCGCCGAAUGUAUAUCACACACCACCGAAGUUUUUGCCUGAGUCUGAUCCACGGAGGAAGCUACACAUCGAAGCUGCUGCUGCAGCGGCAGCAGAUGCACCCCAAAAGUCCACAUCAGUCCUUGCCGCAAUAGCAGCACAACGAGCGGCAUCACAAUCGAAAGCCGCAGACUUGAAGCCUAUACGGCCUAUAUACGAGAAGAAAUACCAUCUCACACAAGACGAUAUUGAUGAAAUCCGGAGGUUACGGAUGGAGGAUCCCAAACACUGGUCACGAUUAAGAUUGGCGGAAAAGUUCAAUUGCUCGCAGUUCUUUGUCAGUUUGUGCGUUACCGCACCGGAAGUAGCAAAAGAGAAGGACGCGGAAGCCGAUGCCGCCAGAGCGAGAUGGGGCCGACGGAAGAAGGAAGCACGAGAGGCCAGGGUCGAGAGGAAGAAGCUUUGGGGGCAGGAGGCGUGAGCGCCGGAAUAAUGAGGGAAAUGGAUACAGACCUCAGUCAGAAAACGCAUUCAAAAGCACGCCCCGCGACAGCUCACAGACUGUUUGUGCCGUGUCGCACUGCCAUUGGCGAGCGAUGAGCUAUUUGGGAGACCAGCUCGAGCCUGUUCCGGGGCAGCUUUUCCCUGCUGUACAAGCGGCAUACCUCCUAGCAGAGGAUACAGUAGGGCCCACGACCGAGCGCGGCCCUACCUAUCGCACGUGGUCGAAGCCAGGAGUGCGUGCAGUUGGUCCGCCACGAGUCAUAGGCAUGCGAUGUACACACAUGCACGACAUGUACGAUAUCAAAACAACAUCAGGAAGACAAUCGCAGAGCUCGUGAUUUCCACGCUUCGCCUCACAGCAUCGGAAGAGCGCUGACCUAUCGACCCUCACUUACCAUACAAGCAGCCAGCUGCAACUACUUGAGUGAGAGACGAACUUCUAUACACUGCAGCAC